AAUCACGUAACUCAGAACUUAACAUAGAGUUACUUAGAGAGUGUAAUAUUCUCGGAGAAAAGUUUCCUUAAGACCGAAAUUUCCAUUUAGUCAUUGAGUUAUUGUUAUAGAAAUUAUGAAUGUUAAAGAUACUGGUGACACGAGCUUUCACGAAAAAGAUAAACAUGACAAUGAAAACGCGAUAUUUACAGAUAUUUUACAUGAAGUGAACGCCGACGUAUUGCGGAAAAAAAUACAGGAAAUAAGAGAGGAUGUUUCGGAAUACGUUAACAACCGUGUUGAUGACAUGAUGUCUGAGAUUCUGCAGAAGAUACGGAUGCCUUUGACAAAGAAUGGGGAAUUCUUAUACAUGGACAAAUAUCGUGACAAAAGGAAAUCUAGCAAGACAGAUGCGUUGCCGGAUAAGGAGUUUCUCGAAAGAAACUCAAUAUUCACUGAUCUCUUGAAGAUCUCGCAUUUUCGUGCGAUAUACAAUCUGUUCGUAAUGAUCUUUAUAAUUCUGCUUAUCAACACCGUCGCAUUCGAUAUCAUGAAAACAGGAACGAUCCGCCUUGGUACCAAUACAUUACGGACUUUUUUCGCAAAAUUUCCAACGUGCCUCUACAUUUGGUCAUUCAUGCAAGCCUCGACACUCAGUGUCUACGUGACUUUUACCCUCUGGGCGCACCAACGACUCCAAUUAUUGCCAAAAUCCUCCAUCCAAAAAUUGUGGGAUUACAGCUGGCUAUCAAUGUUUAUAUUGUAUCAAAUUCUCUUUAUUAUUUUUUCUAUUAAGGCGAUGCUCGACGCGAAUCUUUCCAUUGGUUGCAAUAUGAUCGUUAUAUUUGAACAAAUACGUAUGACAAUGAAAAGUCACGCCUUUGUCAGAAGCACAGCACCCAGAUUUUUGUCAUACAAACCUCACACUGAAACUCCACGACCGAAUUGCCCCAAAUUCUCGCAAUAUCUAUAUUUCCUGUUUGCACCAACUCUUGUAUACCGCGACGAGUAUCCUAGAACGAAAAGAAUUAGGUGGAAGGUGGUAAUUCAAAAUUUCAUUGAAGUGGGCCUAGCAAUCCUUUAUUUCACCUUUGUCUCGGAAUGCUUUAUAUUACCAGUCUAUCACGUAUUCGGUACACAAUAUUUGGACCAAAAAUGGUUUAUCAUGAAUGCCAUUAACUCUAGUGUUCCCGGCUUUCUCUACUUUAUCAUUGGACAAUACCUUUUGCUGCAGUCGUGGUUGAACGCUUGGGCGGAAAUGUUGCAAUUUGCUGACCGAUUGUUUUACAAGGAUUGGUGGAACAGCACAAAUUAUCACACGUUCUAUCGCAAGUGGAAUGUGGUAGUGCACGACUGGCUGUACACAUAUAUAUAUAAGGAUAUGUACGAGAUUGUGGUGCCGCGCAAUCGGACGCUGUCAAUCAUCGCUGUAUUCUUCGUCUCCGCCAUUUUCCACGAGUACAUACUCGCGUUCAGCUUCGGCUUGUUCUAUCCGAUGAUGUUCAUCUUUUUCUUCGCCUUAAGCUUGCCCAUAUUCUUCAUCAAGUUUAACAACGUCAUAAUGUGGUUCGGUUGGAGCUUCGGCAACGGCCUCCUAGUCAAUUUGUACGCAAUGGAAUUCUACGCCCGGCAACUGUCCACCUCAUCCCAAUUACUACCUGGACCUGUUCAUACCGCGAAGCUGGAACUGUCAAAAGCAAUUUAACGUGUAAAUCUUUUUAUUUGCGUUAGCAAUAAAAUCUUUCAAUGAAACACUGUAUU
This is a messenger RNA of Trachymyrmex septentrionalis, 1740 nucleotides long. Its product is annotated as sterol O-acyltransferase 1-like. Gene Ontology annotation, cellular component: endoplasmic reticulum membrane. Gene Ontology annotation, biological process: cholesterol metabolic process. The record is from RefSeq and is a predicted model, not a curated record. Lineage: Eukaryota; Metazoa; Arthropoda; Insecta; Hymenoptera; Formicidae.